UUUUGAUCCAUCGCCCUUCUACAUUCUCUCUUUCUCUUCUCACUUUCGAUCUAUGCAAGAAAAUAAUUCUAUACCACAACGCUGUUCACUCGUCAGACCGCCUCUAUUUGAUUCGCUUCCUUGUUUGUCAUCCUGGAAUUGUGAUAAAAAACCCUCACCGGAAUGUGCCCCAAAUACAACAGCACCUCCUGCUUCCACUUACAGUGGAUCAAGUCGAAGUAGUAGUAUCAAAAGCACGUCUUCUUCACUGUGUCGACGUCAAGUUCGAUUCAGCUCAGAGCCACCCAGUGUUCAUUACUUUGAAUAUGUCAAUGAAGAAGAUAGUGGUCCCGAGAAGGUCACACCAGUAGAGCCCCUUAUGAUCUACUAUCCGCCACCACGCUGCUCAUCCAUGUCUGACCACGUAGCAUCGUCUCCAAAGUACAAUGUGCUGCCAUCUCCACCGGCUUCCCCAAAAUCAAGUCCGACGCAUCAGUCUCUUCCCACUGAUCCCAAGCACAGCUUACACCAUACUUUUAAAUCAUGGGCUCGCAGAUUUUCCUCAGCCUAAGAGUCUAGCAUGCCAUAUACCUCUUUGGUUCCAAGUGUACAAAAAGUUCCUCAUUCUACUUUGUUCUUUCGCAUGUUCUUUUUGCAAAUACUGUCCGUUCCUAGUAAACCUUCCUAAUAGCCGGUGGGUGUCUCCACCGACCUAACCCAAAAUACAUAUACCAUGGGCCGUCUGGCCACACUAAUCUCCCCCCCUAUAAUACACACUUUUUGUCAUUGAACAUAUAAUACACUGACUGGUCUGGUUUAUUUACAUUU
Messenger RNA from Umbelopsis ramanniana AG, 807 nucleotides. RefSeq lists its product as uncharacterized. The coding region runs from base 53 to 550 and encodes 165 amino acids. The transcript has 2 exons. The record is from RefSeq and is a predicted model, not a curated record. Lineage: Eukaryota; Fungi; Mucoromycota; Umbelopsidomycetes; Umbelopsidales; Umbelopsidaceae.